AUGAAGAGCGAAAGACAGAAAAGCACAUUAGAGCAAGCUAGCUAUGGUACCCAAAGUAGAAAAAAAAAAAAAAAAAAAAAAAAUCAAAUUCAAAUGUUUAGAGUGCAAAAUUAUAUAUACAAAGUAUUUACCUCUGUGUUGAGUUUAUUAAUUGUAGUUUUAAUUCUCUAUGCAUCCAUCGACAUAUCUACAAACUAUGGACCCAUAAUCAUCGUGUACAUAAUAAUCCUUGAGUUUGGGAGUAUGUUGAUUUCGUAUAUCUUGCUACAGUUCCCUUUUUUUUAUCGUAUCCUCAAGAAUGUUUUUACGCGAGCGAGGAACGUUAACAAGUACUCCCAUCAGUACAAGCCCUUUUAUUAUGAUAGCCCAUCGAACAGUGAUGAUAAAGAUUCCAUCAGUAUUGAGAGGGGAAAGGACAAAAGGCGCAGAAACACCUUUGCCCUUUUCAGCAUCAAUCGGAAUAAUAAACGGUAUAGCAUUAAGACCCUCUUUACUGGGUAUAAGUCCAAGAAGGGAAAAAAGAAAGGAAGAAAGGAUGCCUCAGGAGAUGGUGCUCGCCUGGAUGAAGAGACCCCUAUUGGGGUAACGCCUUGCGAAGGUGCCUCUAGAAGAAGCCGCGUACAAGCCGGACCAGGGAACGCGUACAAACGACAGAGCAUCUACCUGGAUGACUGUAACAUGUGGAUGAAUAGCGAUAUGAAAAAAGUGAAUAAGAAAAAGAAUUUCAAUUUGUCUAGAUCCCUAAGUUUUAACAUAAACUUAAACGAAGAGAAUGAUAUGAUAAUGAAGGAUUCGGCUAGUCUAGACGACAUCAAGAUUUUCUUGGGUCACCAGACAAGCAAAUUUGUGGCAAACAAGGAUAAACUGAAGGCCAGGAAGUCGUCCAUAUAUAAUAAAUACGUUCCCCUAACGUUUACAUCUUCUUAUAAAAACAACAUGGUAACUCAGUUUCUGAAGGCACACACUGAGAAUAUGAGACCAGUUAGUUCGGAGUACUCAUCAUCUGAGAGUGAGGAGGAUGAAAACUCUGGCAGGUACAAGAAGAUGUACAUUGGGAAAGGUGACACGGGAAGAAGGAGUGAUAGACAAGCUACGCAGGGAGGCACCACGAAGGGCGGUAGGAAGUAUACCGUGCAUGACGCGGUGCACGAUCCAGACGACAAAGACGAUGUGGAGAGAGGGCCGAAGCACAUGAUGAGUCGGGAAAUAAGAUCUCACAGUAGAGACCACACCAAUAUGGCUACGGACAUGGCCACCAGUCUGUACGCAACCAAGAGCGCAAUUCUGUUUAGCAACAAAAAAAAAAAAAAAAAAAAUCAAUACAGAAAAUUAAUUAAAGGUAGAACUCGAUACUUUAAAAGAAUCACAUGCAUAAAUAAAGUGAAGAAAUUUUUUUAUUUCUUUAUUAAUUACAAUAUGAAGUCUUCCAGGUCAACGAAUAAUUUAUUUCUGUUUUUUAGGGGUGUGUCUCUCUAUAUAAAACAUCGCUUUAUGCAUUAUUUAUCGUAUGAGCCAGUUUGGAUAAUUGCCAUUUUGAUUCGAAUUGUUCUGUGGUGUAUAGUGUGGUUAUGGGCAGCUAGUUAUAUGGAAAGGAAACCGAAGAAUUUUAAAAUAACAGAAUGGAAUAUGAAGAAUGUGCCAUCUCUGUAUGGGUACAUCGAAUGUACCUUCCAAUGGUGUGGAGUGUUUGAUUAUUUCUUCGGGUUAUACUUCACGAAUAAUAAGUUGAAGUAUAUAUUUUCCUUUUUCUCAGUUAUUGAUUUUAUUACUACACCAGUUUCAUCUUUAAUAAUGAAUACCUUGUGUGAAAAUAAGUACAGCCAAAAUUAUUGGUUCUUGAUAUUAGGUCCUCUUCGUUUUUUGAGAUUAGUGAGAGCAGAGAGUACCAUCAGUUCUUGUUUCUUCUGGCUAAGCGAUGUGAAAAUUAUAAUAAUUGGCAUAAUAAUAUUAGCCUUAGCAAUUCUCUUUACCUUCUCAGGGAUUAUGUAUAUAUUGGAGGCACCAGAUAUAGAACGUGACUUUGUCAGUCCGUUGGAUUUUGUAUAUUUUGGAGUGAUAACUAUGUCUACAGUAGGGUAUGGAGAUUAUACUCCUGUAACUCCCGCGGGGAAAUGCCUCACCAUGUUUAUAAUAAUUGCCUGUAUCAGUUUUGUAGGAGCACAAUUUAAGCGCUUAAAGGAAGCUAUGUUCAGUCCUAAAACUAUUAUGGGAAUAAUUCCUAAGCAAGACGAUGAUUAUAUUUUGAUCCUGGGUCCUGUGAGCCCAACUCAACUUUUAUACAUUUGUAAGGCUAUUAAUAAUAGCUUUCCAAAUUCUGUAGAAUCCAUUUUCCUUUUUACUCCUCUACCUGUGAUCAUAUAUCGUUUUGUGUAUGGAAGUAUUGUAAAGAACACAAACAUCAAGGUAUGUAUAAAUGGAGGGAACGAAUGCUUCAUUUGCCCUAGCAUCAUUUACGAUGCAGUAAUUAACGCUAGGGCAUUGUACAUACUUAACAACGUAGAUGCAGAAAAGUACACAUUACUAUAUCAACAGAUUUUUCUAGCAAGCAAUAACUUAAACUUUAGUAACAAUGAUCCAAAUCAGAGAAUCAGUUCCAACGACAUUCUACAUAAUAAUAUUAUCAAUAAAUUUAAUAAAGACAAACCGAAGAUGUGCAGAUAUUCGGAUUUUUUGUCUGACUACAAAAAUGAAAUAAACAAGAAUAAUAUGAACAACUUAGAAAUGAAUAUUAAUAUUAAUGAUUCGCAUGUGGUGAAGGAAAAGGAUGAUCAGGAAUGUGUGCUUCGGUUUAUAGGCACCUAUAAUAUUUGUAACACACUCAUCCCCAUCACAUUGCAACUUUCCAACAAUACUUAUGAGGAACUCGUUAAGUCGAUGAAGGUAUAUAACUACCUUAGUAUAGAAGAACUCAAAUAUGCUCUCCUUGCCAAAAGUGUCAAUUGUAAAGGCCUUUUUUUUUUAAUAAUUAAUUUUUUCUACAAACCAAAGGCUGUGAAGAGCUUGAAAAAGUACAUUAUAGAUUUGAAGCUUCUUAUGUAUAAUCGCAUAUUAAAACGGAAGAACAGAGAGAGGGUGAAUAAUGGGGGUGUGAAGAUUAACAAGAUUAGCGAGAUUUCUUCCUCCAGUUCUGGCUUAUCUUUUGGGGGGAUAGUUCCUUACCUCAAGGGAAGACAGUCAACGACAGCAGGUGGGAACGUGCACCAUAUAGCUAAUACGGAAAAGGUAGAUACACAUAGUAGUAGUGAACAAGAACACAAGAACAAAGUAGGAGUACGCAAUAUGGGAAAAAGGCACUCCGUCAAUUAUAAGGAAAUUCUGCCGCUGAACUCCAUGGACGACCUCGACUUUACACAGACACCAAAUUAUCAGAAUUAUUAUCGCAUGUUGGAGAGGGUCAGUCUAAAUAUGUACUACUAUCUGGAAGGGCUAAAAUACAACAUCUAUCGUUUCCAAUUUCCUGAAUGCAUGAGGGGUUUUCUUUUCCAAACGGCUACGGAGUAUCUGUACCAAAAGUAUAGUGCCUUCCUCAUCGGCAUAAUAACAAUCAAUAAGGAAAUUUUCUUAAACCCUGUUGAUUACAUCAUUGGAGAAGAGAACAAGUUCUACUACACUUCUGCCUUUUCGGGGAUCAUCCUGACGACCAGUCUGGACAACCUGAUCAAGCUAUCCUCCAUUAAGAACAUCUCGAAGAAGGUCUAUGAGUACAACGAGCGGCGCAUCAGUGAGCGUUUCCGAGGUAAUGUCGGCGCCCAGACCAAGGUACCGGGGUUGAGUACAAAACGGCAGGAGGCCAAGAUGGCUACGAUGAACUCGAGUGUAGUCUAUGCGAGUGGAGUCAAUGCGAGUGGAGUCAAUGCGAGUGGAGUCAAUGCGAAUGGAGUCAAUGCGAAUGGAGUCAAUGCAAGUGGAGUCAAUGCAAGUGGAGUCAAUGCAAGUGGAGUCAAUGCAAGUGGAGUCAAUGCAAGUGGAGUGAGUACCCCUGCUCCCAGGGGGAAGGUGAACUUUGAUCCCAGAGGCGGAAAUUCGGACAGCAGCAACGGGCAUCAGGGUGGUGAGGACGACGUCCAGGACAACGACAAUAACAACAACAAUAACAACAACGAUGAGAAGGACGAUAGCCAGGACGACGGAUCGGUGCAUCGUCCAUCGGAACGCCACUCGAAGGGCGAAUCAAGGGAGGAGAGGGUGGCCCCGCGGAACAACCUCCUCUACAAUUUCUUUCUAGGCAUCUACGAAGUCGACAACUACAUAUCGGCGUAUCGGGACAUAUUCAGAGAAAAGGAAAAGCCAUUGCUGUUGGUGUGCGGGUGGCCAGACAACAUACACCUGUUCCUCAAGCACCUGCAGGUGAACAGUGGCAACUGGUUGCGGCAUAGAAGGAAGAGGAAAAAGAGGCAGGAGAAGAAUAGAAAGAGGGAGAAGGGGGGAAAAAUGCAAACGGAGGGGACGCACAUGGAACAACGAGGCGAACAAUCCAUCGUGCAUGUCAACAGCCCCGAAAGUGACAGCUCUUGUAGCGAUGAUUCGUGCGGUUACAGCUCUUUGCAAAAGAGAAAGGCGCCUGGUGGAAAAAUCAAAUAUAAUAUAAUCAUCCUUUCCUUGCAUGUACCAAAAUUUAACUACGAGAACGACCUCUUGGACUUCUCCCAUAACGUAGCCUUUAUCCGUGGAUCGGCCCUGAACAGCACCAACCUUGUACAGGCAGGAGUGUUCUACGCGAAGAGGCUCAUAAUCUUCAACGCCAACCACAGUCUCUUCAUUGACAAAGACGCCUACCGCAUUGACAAUGAAGUAAUCAUAAUAAAGAACGUGAUCUACCAGUUGUACAAUAGUGUAUUGAAGAGCAGAUUCAAUUAUAUGAAUUUGGUGAAAAAAAUUUUCAAAAAUGAGUUUAAGGAUGUUAAUAUUAACGAGAAGGUAUUCGCCAGUGAAGCUCCGUUCCAACUGAACGAGAUGAUACGGGUAAAGACAUGUUCCUCAGCGUCUUCAUCCUCGUCGUCCUCCUCAUCCUCAUCAUCUUCUGCAUCCUCCGUCCCUCCCCGUUUGGGUGCGACUCCCCUGCGGCUGCGAGGAGACUGCAAAACCCUGAACAUCUUCAACAUCAACCGGAACCCUUACCUCAUCUGCAUGAUUAAAAACUCCGAGAGCCUGGAGUACAUCGACGGAAGUAUCAACUUAUCUUACGAGAAUUAUAAUGACAAUGAAAAAAUGAACAAAAUAUGGGAGAAUUGUGGAGAAUACAUUUACACAUUCGAGCUCGUUUCUGCCAACAUUUUUGUGGAUGAGAUGUUACAUAAUUUGGUAUCCUUUUCUCUACCCAUAAGUAAAUACGCCAUUGAGUACUCAGUUAUUUAUUCCCUCAUUGGGAUCGACAUAAAUGAAUAUUCGAAGAACGCCAAAGCUUUUCACAAGAAUUUAAAAUUAUGUACAGGUCAGGUGAACUUGAUUCCAAUUCCCUCUUAUUUUUACAAAAAGAGUUUUUACAAGUGUUUCUCCUACUUCCUUCACAACAAGCAGUGUUUGUGUAUUGGUAUUUUGCGUUACAUGGACAUUUCGCCGCUGUGCAGGAAGUCCCGCAAGCUCUUCGUGCUGUCCUGCCCCUCGCGUACAAUGAAAAUUGAGCGUGACGACCAGGCCUAUGUCAUCUCGUACAACAUGAAGUAA
This is a messenger RNA of Plasmodium knowlesi strain H, 5664 nucleotides long. RefSeq names its product potassium channel K1, putative. The coding region runs from base 1 to 5664 and encodes 1887 amino acids. Lineage: Eukaryota; Apicomplexa; Aconoidasida; Haemosporida; Plasmodiidae. The transcript has 2 exons. The record is from RefSeq and is a predicted model, not a curated record.